AUGGGGAUGCUAACCUUCUGUCGCUUCCUCAGCCGACCUUAUCCCCAUUACCGGGACGGCCCAACCCUGUUCUCCUUCCAACAACAGUUCCUCAUGGAGGAAUCCAGUGCGCGUGAGCGCCGCAAGUCCGACUCCGUCAUGGCCCCCGAGUCGCUGGCCACCACCCCUUCCGUCGACGAGAUGAUCGACAACCCGUUCCUCGACGACUAUGACCCUGACCAUGAUGACUUCUACUCCCCGCCUGCGUCCCCCGGCCAACGUUCGCGUAACCAGUCUUUCUCCAACAGCAGCUCUUACCAGGAAGACUGGGAGACCUUUCCGCCUCUCGACAAGCUGACCAUCUUCGACCUGCUUGAUAAUAUCCAGCUGUCGCAGCGGUUCGAGAAAUGGCAGCGCGCGCUCACCAUGCAGCGCGAGAAGGUGCGCAGACAGCGCGAGAAGUUGCGGUUCACGGGCGUGAACGCGAGGGAGCGCGUCGUCGGCGAGUUCAGGCGUCGAGUACCGACCGCCGAUGAGCAGCUCGAGAAGUACCGCCGCCGCAUGAAGGAUGGCGUCGAGCGCCUGGGUAAACAAUGGAACAAAACGGCCACCGUGACCGUGCGCGAGAAGGUCUCCUUCAUUGCGGGUGUGCUCAACAUCUUCAUCAGCGGAUAUCUCAUCGGCGCCUGCCCCCAAUUCUUCUACUACUGGUUCACGGCCCAGCUGGCCUACUUUAUGCCCAUCCGCUACUACACCUAUCACGCCAAGGGCUACCACUACUUCUUGGCCGAUCUCUGCUACUUUGUCAACCUGCUCUGCAUGCUUACCAUCUGGGUAUUCCCCGGCUCUAAGCGGUUGUUCAUCAGUACUUACUGCCUGACCUUCGGUAAUAAUGCGGCCGCGAUUGCCAUGUGGCGUAACUCCUUGGUCUUUCACAGCAUGGACAAGGUGGUCAGUCUCUUCAUCCACAUCAUGCCGCCGGUCACUUUACACUGUAUCGUCCACUUAACCCCAGUCGAGAUGCUGAAGGAGCGCUUCCCAGCUGUCUAUGCCAUUAAGUUCAGCCAGCCUGGUGACCCCGAGCACUACUCGCUGGGUGCGAUGAUCAUAUGGGCCACUGUGCCUUACUUGUUUUGGCAGUUGAUGUAUCAUUUGAUGAUCACUGUGCGCCGUGCCGACAAGAUUGCUGCCGGUCGCCCGACCAGCUUCACCUGGCUCCGCAAGUCCUACUCCAAGGCCUGGAUCGGCAAAUUCGUCCUGAGCCUGCCGAAUGCACUGCAAGAACCGGCCUUUAUGAUGAUACAGUACAGCUUCGCCCUAUCCACCAUGGUCCCAUGCCCCAUUUGGUUCUGGUCUCGAUGGGCGAGCGGUAUCUACAUGUCUGCCCUUUUUGUCUGGAGCAUUUACAACGGCGCAACCUACUACAUCGACGUCUUCGGCAAGCGCUUCCAAAAGGAGCUGGAGCAGUUGAAGAAGGAUGUCGUGCGAUGGCAGAGUUCCCCCGACUUUGCCACUAGCCCGCUCAUCCUCCCCGAUAGCUACACUCCUGUCAGCGGUGCUCUCGGCGCCCCCGCCCCUCUGGAGAAACGCUCCAGUAUCGAUCGUAUCCCGCUUUUGGAUUCUACUGUGGCGGCAAUUGCCACGGCCCAUGAGGCUCCCCAAGCCACCGAUUCCACCGUUCGCGAGAGAAUUUAG
Messenger RNA from Penicillium canariense, 1674 nucleotides. RefSeq names its product glycerophosphocholine acyltransferase. The record is from RefSeq and is a predicted model, not a curated record. Gene Ontology annotation, biological process: phosphatidylcholine biosynthetic process. NCBI's taxonomy places the organism in Eukaryota, Fungi, Ascomycota, Eurotiomycetes, Eurotiales, Aspergillaceae. The coding region runs from base 1 to 1674 and encodes 557 amino acids. The transcript is spliced from 2 exons.